UUUGUCUUCCUUCAACUAGAGAAUUCUUUUUUCUUUUCUCUGAAAAAAAAAAACUAAAAAAACUAAUGGCUUCCCAAAAAGUUAUUACUAUCAUCACUACUUCCUCCGAUAACUCCGCCGGAGAUUCACACCCGCCGGCGAAUUGUCCGAAAGGACACUGUUUGUGCUCUCCGACGACCCAUCGAGGAUCGUUCAGGUGCAGGUACCACCGUACCUCUGGUGAGACAACAAGUGCUGCAUGGUUCAAGAGAUCAAAAUCCAUGCCUGUUAAUAAUAAUAAUAAUAAUAAUAAUAAUAAUAAUAAUAAUAAUAAUAAUAAUUUGUCAUCAAUUUCUCCUAAGUCAGUUGAAUCUACUUAAAUUAAAUUACUAGUAAUUUGUACUUUUUCAUAUAUAUAUGUUUUUUACUGGAUAAAUGGAAAAGUACUUUUUUUUUUGGUUUUUAUUGAAUAUGUACAGUAUAUACACUUUGAUAUUGCUUUUUUUUUUGGCGGAAUCAAAAUUUAAAAUGUACGAGUUAUGAAAUUUUCAUUAGUUUAUUUGAGUUAUUUGUGUUACAAUUAA
Solanum lycopersicum (tomato) is the source of this 563-nucleotide messenger RNA. The record is from RefSeq and is a predicted model, not a curated record. Lineage: Eukaryota; Viridiplantae; Streptophyta; Magnoliopsida; Solanales; Solanaceae.